Molecule: messenger RNA, 508 nt
Organism: Paramecium tetraurelia
Lineage: Eukaryota; Ciliophora; Oligohymenophorea; Peniculida; Parameciidae
Exons: 3
Biological process (GO): translation; maturation of SSU-rRNA from tricistronic rRNA transcript (SSU-rRNA, 5.8S rRNA, LSU-rRNA)
Cellular component (GO): cytosolic small ribosomal subunit; ribosome
Molecular function (GO): RNA binding; structural constituent of ribosome
Source: RefSeq, a predicted model, not a curated record
AUUAAAUUAUUUAAUUAUUGGAUAUGUCAACUCCUCAAACAAAAUCAAAAUUGGUUCAAUCUUUUGGUAGAAAGAAGAAUGCUGUUGCCAGUGCAAGUGUGAGAGAAGGAAAGGGUUUGGUUAGAGUGAAUGGUGCUCCAAUUGAAUUAGUGAACCCAGCUCCCUUGAGACAAAAGGCUCUUGAACCACUUUUGCUUCUUGGUUAAGUCAGAACAGGCAGAUUAGACAUCAGAGUCACUGUCAGAGGUGGUGGAAGCACUGCAUAAAUUUAUGCUAUCAGAUAGGCAAUUAGCAAAGGCAUCGUGGCAUACUAUUAAAAAUAUGUAGAUGAAACCUAAAAGAGAGAAAUCAAAGAUCUUUUAUUACAAUAUGAUAGAACUCUCUUAGUUGCUGAUCCAAGAAGAUGCGAACCAAGAAAGUAUGGUGGUAAGGGUGCCAGAGCCAGAAGACAAAAGAGUUAUAGAUGAAAAUUUAAUCACAGUACAUUAAAAAUAAUAUAAAUAAUUAA